AUGGCGAGCCUGACUGCUGCUCGCACGUUGUUCCUACGCCCCUCGUCACGGGUUCCUGUGAUCUCUGCGAGAACAUAUAUCGCUGGACGGCCGCUAGCCCCUCAAUCAACGAGCGGUGCCAAAACCACUUUUGCUCGGCCUAAAGUCCCAGCAGCAAGUACAACCACAAGCGCAGAACAAGCAAGCGCAGAGGUCGUUCCUAACGAGGCAGAUAUAGCUCAUGCGCUUUCAACACCGCCAGAGAGCGUACCAUCGUCCUCCGUGCUGGCACAACUCACGGACACUUCUCUGUUUGGAGCGGAGAAGAACGGGCAAUCGACAGGACAGGAGGGUCUACCUACGGACUGGUCCAAGAGCUACUUCGGUCUUUCAGCGGAGCCUUUCUCGAGAAAUGUGUCUGAGAUCCUCCUGUCACCCAUUGACUCCAUGGAUGUAGAGAUUAAACCUGACGGCCUUCUAUACUUACCCGAAAUCAAAUACAGGCGUGUGCUGAACAAAGCUUUUGGACCAGGUGGUUGGGGACUAGCCCCAAGAAGUGAGACCCACGUUGGUCCCAAGAUUGUGAGCAGGGAAUAUGCCCUUGUCUGUUUAGGCCGACUCGUCGCAAUCGCUCGGGGCGAGCAAGAAUACUUCGACCAAAAUGGUAUUCCAACUGCAACUGAGGCAUGCAAGAGUAACGCUCUCAUGCGCUGUUGCAAAGAUCUUGGUGUGGCGAGCGAACUAUGGGAUCCUCGCUUCAUUCGAGAAUUCAAGGCUAAGCACUGUGUAGAGAUCUUUGCAGAACACACGUCGACGAAAAAGAAGAAGAAGCUGUGGAGACGCAAGGACCAGCCCAAGUUUGACUACCCUUGGAAGGAAUGA
Messenger RNA from Fibroporia radiculosa, 861 nucleotides. RefSeq lists its product as uncharacterized. Lineage: Eukaryota; Fungi; Basidiomycota; Agaricomycetes; Polyporales; Fibroporiaceae. The transcript has 5 exons. The record is from RefSeq and is a predicted model, not a curated record. Gene Ontology annotation, molecular function: single-stranded DNA binding. Gene Ontology annotation, biological process: recombinational repair; interstrand cross-link repair. Gene Ontology annotation, cellular component: mitochondrial nucleoid; mitochondrial chromosome. The coding region runs from base 1 to 861 and encodes 286 amino acids.